AUGUCUAGUCCCGAGGAACAAGAGUUUAGUGCUCAGGAUAGACUAGUGUUGGAGAACGAAGCGAAAAAUGUCGAGAGCAACAAGGAUGAUGAUCCCAUGACUAAAGCCAUAGGAGCUAUAGGAAAGUGGCAAAUAUGGAUAUGCUUUGUGGUGUUUCUCGUAAAAUUCCCAGUGGCCUGGCAUCAGAUGAGCAUAAUAUUUCUUGCACCUCCCAUGGAAUUUUCUUGCGCUGAUGAUGAGGAAUGGAUUAGAAACCAAUGCUUGUCAAACUGUACUAAAUAUAAAUAUGACCAUAGCGUUUUUGGCGAAACAAUCGUGUCGCAGUGGAAUCUCAUAUGUGAUAGAGAAUGGCUCAAAAAUCUUACUCAAACAAUCUUUAUGCUUGGCAUCCUUGUGGGGAAUAUGGCUUUCGGACACCUUUCAGACAGAUUCGGACGCAAGCUACCUUUUGUAGCAGCAGUCAUUCUCCAACUAAUAGCUGGAGUGGCUACAGCAUACUCUGUUAAUUGGUACAUGUUCACUACACUCCGGUUCCUCUUGGCCGUCGCUACUGGAGGCACUAUGGUGACAAGCUUCGUACUGAUAAUGGAACUCAUAGGAACGAAGUACAGAGACACUGUUGGGAUCCUUUACCAAAUACCAUUUAACAUUGGUCAUCUAACUUUGCCUCUAUUCGGCUAUUAUUUACGCAAUUGGAGCACGUUUCAAUUGGCUAUCUCUCUGCCAUCAAUUUUGUUUUUAAGUUACUACUUCUUACUUCCUGAAUCGCCGAGAUGGCUUAUGACAGCUGGUAGAGCUGACGAUGCGUUAAAAAUAUUGAAAACAGCAGCUAAAAGGAAUGGUCGACCAACAGAAAAUAUAGACUCAUCUAUCCAAAAAUUGGCAGCGGAAGUACACAGUACACAUGAAAGUGUGUCUUUCUUUGCGCUCUUUAAAACCCCACGUUUGCGUGCUCGAACAAUCGCCAUAUGCUUUAAUUGGUUCGUUUGCGGCUUUUGCUUUUUUGGAGUCUCUCAGUACAUCGGUCAUGUGUCUGGAAACAUAUUUUCUAACGUCGCUAUAUCUGCCUCAAUAUUGAUACCAGGAACUUUAAUCUCGAUAUACACAAACAAAGCACUUGGUCGUAAAAUCACACUCAUCGGCUCCAACUGCGUUACUGGUCUCAGUUGCCUGCUUAUCAUCGUGAUUCCACAAUCUACUGCCAGCCAUUUAACUCUAGGUUGCGCCGGCUUAUGGGGCAUGAGUAUUUCGUUUGCAACAGUGUACUUGUACGCGGGAGAGCUAUUUCCUACAGUUGUAAGAAAUUCUGGUGUAGGACUUUCUUCUACGGUUGCUAGAAUUGGUUCCAUGUUGGCUCCGUUUGUAGCUACUCUCGCUCAUACGAGCGCCUGGUUACCACCUUUGGCCUUUGGUAUUGUUCCCCUUAUUGGAGCGGGUCUUUGUAUAAUAUUACCCGAUACAAGAGGAAAGAAAUUACCCGACACAUUAGAAGAGGGUGAGGAGGCA
Molecule: messenger RNA, 1506 nt
Organism: Brenthis ino (lesser marbled fritillary)
Lineage: Eukaryota; Metazoa; Arthropoda; Insecta; Lepidoptera; Nymphalidae
Source: the annotation of a GenBank genome assembly